Coregonus clupeaformis (lake whitefish) is the source of this 1327-nucleotide messenger RNA. RefSeq names its product zinc finger protein 768. Lineage: Eukaryota; Metazoa; Chordata; Actinopteri; Salmoniformes; Salmonidae. The transcript is spliced from 3 exons. The record is from RefSeq and is a predicted model, not a curated record. The coding region runs from base 24 to 1106 and encodes 360 amino acids. Gene Ontology annotation, cellular component: nucleus.
UUGAUCUGCUGAGUGGACUAAAGAUGGGGGCGCAAGGUGGUUGGCUGGAGGCUAACAGAGGAGACUGGGCGGUCAUCUUGGAUUCCCAGACUGGUGCAGCCAAGGCCCCGGGGGACGACAUGAUUGAGCAGGCCAACACCAGAGGCGACAAAGUGGAGUGUGCAGUCCAUGAGGACCUGCUGAAAUCCGGUGUUGCUGGCGGGAGAGACUGGACCUCUGAGGUGGCGGGUCACAAACCCUGCCACCAGAUCAGAACCCUGGAGCAGGAGCCGUUGCGCUUCCUUCACGAGUCAGAACCAGGACCCAACCACGAGGGACAGAGACUCCACCACCACCACCAGCACCACACAGAACACAACCAGUGGACAGGUGGACUGAACAACCUAAGUCCUGGUGGUCAUCAGAGAGACAGAGGCUCCAGUCAGGGAUCCAGUCUGCAGCCCACACUCUUCUCUUCACAGUCUCAGUGCAGGGAUGAAGCAGGACCUGGGGCUGAUAGAGAUAGACCCUCCUGUUCCUAUGAUACAAGCACCACAGUCUCCAUGAUGAACAGAGCAGGUCACCCUGCGCUUCAGCCUUCACAGAGAGUGGUGGGAGACCCCCCUGGUGGUAGUCUAUCAGGAAGUCUGCCUUCUCCUUCAGGGUCUCGUCUAAUGACUAGUGACUGGGUUCAUAGAAGGCCUGGGUCUAGCCUUCCACAGUUACCUCAUAGUUAUCCCACAAAUACAGACAGGGCCGGGAUGGGCGUUCACCACGAGAGGUACCUAGCCUAUAACACAGCACACAAUCCCAACAACACCCAAACAAUGGCUAGAGGUCAAGGAGGGAGCACAAAGACUAACCACCUGAGGGUGGUGGCUCCUGCUUCUACCUCCUCUGGUGUCAUUGGGUCACAACGUGGGAGGCCGAGCAUUAGGACGGACGCCGACAAGCCAUAUGCCUGCCCUACGUGUGGGAAGCGCUUCGCUAAGACGAAAUAUAUCAAGCAGCACCAGACCGUUCACACCAACGAGAGACCCUUCAAGUGCAAACUAUGUUACAAGAGCUUCUCCUUCCAGAGUAACCUUAUCAAACAUAGGAGUGUCCACAACGGGGAGAAAUCUUAGCAGUGUGGCUUGAGAUGUAUGGGGAUAUCUGGGAACCAUUCUUUAGUAUUGCUGACAUAUUAUACCUAUAAUGUGAAGUGUCUUAGAGAGAGUUUUAUUUAUUUAUUACAAAGUCCCUCAGUUGAGCAUCUGGGUACGCUCUAAUUUGGAGGCGAAAGAAACGCACACCUGUUUAGGCGAGGUGCUGGCUAGCGCAGUAGAACACUUGAAAAAUAAAAGGA